AUGUUUAAAAGGUGGAGAGCAAGGUGUUAUGACUUGCAAAUCUUUUUGAAUACAAUCAUCCUUCUCCUUGGGCGUCUUAAUGUUGGAGAUUCACACCAGAGAGCUUUGCUCUUUAAGGAACCUGUACUACCUGGUUCUUACCUUGGUGCACAUGCAAGUGGAUUGAUGCCCACGGUAGAUCAGGUGUGUGCCUAUGAGAGCAUGUUGGUUGGCCAAUACAGGCUUAGACGGUUAGGAAUCACUAGGUUCACUCAUCUUGCAGGACGUUCAUCUGCAAUGAAUCAACUGCCAGAUGAUGUAAUUGCUUUAGCCACUGCAUCACACAUUGAGAGAGAACUGCAGAUAACACCAUGGAAUUUGAGUAGCAAUUUUGUGGCAUGUACGAAAGCGGAUGAAGAAAAGAUUGAGCGUUUGGAGAUUACUGGUGUUGGUGACCCUUCUGGAUGGGGUCUAGGUUUUAGUUAUGUUCGUGUAACUCCUAAGGCCCCCAUUUCAAAUGCAAUGCUAUAUCCCAAGAGAAUGAUGAAAAGCUUGAGAACAAUGGAAAACAAAUGGGAUGAAGCUGCUUUGAGUGAACGAAGAUUGGUUGAAGGGAUUGUUGCUGGAAUUCUUGUUCUUUCCCCACACGGGGUUGGAUGGGACAUCUUAUUCCUCAUCAAAUUCAUUUGUUGGCAGCUCAUUCACAUAUGUCGAGCCACAGUGGCUAACUCGCCGAGCGAGUCAACUGCCGAGAAGGAAGCUCCACGGUUUCCAACUCUCACCAGUGAGAUUCAUAUUUUGUUAACGGUGCUUAAUUACGUGCUCUUGAGCCUUUUUUUUUUUUUUUGGGUUUCUUAUUAUGGUUUAUCUGAGGUAAUUAAUUGUUUAGAUUUAGCUAUGUCUGCAAAUAACAAUAAUCCACCAAAGAACAUUGGGGCUUCAUCCCCCUUCGGCAAUUCAUUGCCUGUGAACCCAUCUGCUCAGCAACAAGUCGUAUCUGGCUUUCCGGGGCAAUUUCAACUGUCUCAGCUCACUGCUCAUGCCCAAGCCAUUGCUCAAGCUCAGUCAAAGGCUCAGGCUCAUGCCCAAGCUCAAGUGCAGGCCGCCCAUGCUCAAUUCCAAGCGCAGUUGCAAGCUGCUCAAGGGCUUUCAUUCAACCAAGCACAUUCCAGUGGGGCAAAUUUGGGUUCUCCAUCUCCCUCUGUUUCAGGAGCUGGCAGUGCCAGUGCAAAAAGGUUUAUGCAGAAACCACCUGUUCGGCCGACCGGCUUCUUGCCUACGAACACGGUUUCUCCUAUGAGGACAAUGGACGCUUCAGCUGCUGCUCGCAGGAAGAAGCAAAAGCUUCCAGAGAAGCAGUUACAGGAAAGAGUGGCUGCAAUUUUGCCCGAAUCUGCUCUUUACACACAGCUCCUUGAGUUUGAGUCUCGUGUGGAUGCUGCUCUGACAAGGAAGAAAAUUGAUAUCCAAGAGGCUCUAAAGUCUCCAUCAUACAUACCGAAAACUCUGCGGAUAUAUGUAUUUAACACUUUUGCUAAUCAGAUUCGUACCAUUCCUAAGAAGCCAAAUGCGGAGCCACCUACGUGGACCCUUAAAAUUGUAGGGAGGAUUUUGGAGGACGGGAUGGAUCCUGACCAAGCUGGCAUGAUGCAGAAAUCUAGCUCCUUAUAUCCAAGGUUCUCUUCUUUUUUCAAGAGAGUUACUAUUUCCUUGGACCAGAAACUCUAUCCUGAUAACCAUAUGAUUAUAUGGGAUAGUGCUCGGUCACCUGCUUCUCAUGAAGGCUUCGAGGUAAAAAGGAAAGGGGAUCAAGAAUUCACUGCAAAUAUACGAUUAGAAAUGAAUUACAUGCCCGAGAAGUAUAAGCUUUCAUCGGCUCUGAUGGAAGUCUUAGGUAUCGAGGUUGAUACUCGUGCAAGAAUCAUAGCUGCUAUUUGGCAUUAUGUGAAGGCUAGAAAAUUGCAGUGUCCGGAUGACCCUUCUUCUUUCAAUUGUGAUCCUCCUCUUCAGAAAUUGUUUGGGGAAGGAAGGAUCAGAUUUACUGCAGUGACGCAGAAAAUAACACCCCACCUGUUUCCUCCUCAACCCAUACAUUUAGAGCACAGGAUCAAACUAUCAGGAAACUGUCCUGCUGGAACUGCAUGCUAUGAUGUCUUAGUUGAUGUGCCCUUCCCAAUACAGAGGGAAUUGAAUGCUCUGUUGGCCAAUACUGAAAAAACAAAAGAGAUCGAUGCCUGUGAUGAAGCAAUUUGUACCGCCAUAAGAAAGAUCCAUGAGCACCGUAGAAGAAGGGCAUUCUUUCUUGGUUUUAGUCAGUCACCAGUAGAAUUUAUUAACACACUGAUUGAUUCUCAAAACAAGGAUCUGAAAGUUGUUUCUGGGGAAGCAAUACGCAAUCCAGAAAAAGAGCGUCGAUCAGAUUUCUACAACCAACCCUGGGUGGAAGAUGCUGUUAUACGCUAUCUGAAUCGUAAGCAACCUGCAGAUGCUCCUGGAAGCACGAGUAGGCAGGAACCCUAA
Messenger RNA from Fraxinus pennsylvanica, 2499 nucleotides. NCBI's taxonomy places the organism in Eukaryota, Viridiplantae, Streptophyta, Magnoliopsida, Lamiales, Oleaceae. The record is from the annotation of a GenBank genome assembly.